AUGUAAUCAUCUUAUUAGGAGGUAAUACAAAAAUAUCAAAUGCUCGUUUAACAAAGAUCUCACAUUAAGUUUUUUAUUUCAUCUUAUGGUACCUUGGUUUAUCAGAUUAAACUAUAAAAUUUUAUAAUCAGCAUUUACUAAUUUUUAUUUUAAUAGAAAAAGAAAUUAAUUUAAAUGUUGCAGCUUUUAGGUAAUAAAGAUUAAAAUCAAAGUGAUUGUAUCAGUGUUAAUGUUUUUAUUCACUUAUUAUAAGCAAAUUUACAUUUAGAAACUUCAAAUCCCCCAGAUAUCCCCUUUUACAUUUUUAUAAAUGGUUUCAAAGAGUAAAUUUUCGCUUAAAUACCGGAAACAUAGUAUGAAUAAACUAUAGAGUGUUAUUUGGACAAAGGAGGUUUGAUUUCUCAAUAUGAUAACAGAACCCUUCAAAUGUUGGGUUUUACAAAUAAUUGCACAUUCCAUAUGACACUGAAAUUAUUAGGUUAAAGAAUAAAUGAUAAAAAUAAUAAAAGAUUAUAUAAAGUAUUAGCGGAGUUGAAAAACAAAACAAUUUAAUUAUUUGUGGAAUAACUAAAAACUACUCCUGUAUCCUCUGUUUUUCAUGAUAUUUUGGUAGAAUUAUUCCAAAAUUAUUAACUUGAUAUUUCUUUACCGUUUGUUUUUUUUAUAAAUGGCACAGAAGUUCAACCAUUUGAUAUUCGAUUGAUAUAAGAUUUUCAAACAAAACAAGGUAUUAUAAUUAAAUUGGUUCUUCCAAAAAAAUAACCUAAUCAAGAUUCAAUAGAAAAGUUAAAAUUUGCUCUAAAUAAAGUAAGUAGAUUAAACGUUGUUAAAGAAAAAUUAUUAUGA
Molecule: messenger RNA, 846 nt
Organism: Paramecium tetraurelia
Lineage: Eukaryota; Ciliophora; Oligohymenophorea; Peniculida; Parameciidae
Exons: 1
Source: RefSeq, a predicted model, not a curated record